Myotis lucifugus (little brown bat) is the source of this 496-nucleotide messenger RNA. RefSeq names its product dedicator of cytokinesis protein 8-like. Gene Ontology annotation, biological process: positive regulation of T cell migration; small GTPase-mediated signal transduction; positive regulation of establishment of T cell polarity. The record is from RefSeq and is a predicted model, not a curated record. The annotation marks the transcript as partial. Gene Ontology annotation, cellular component: cell leading edge. NCBI's taxonomy places the organism in Eukaryota, Metazoa, Chordata, Mammalia, Chiroptera, Vespertilionidae. The transcript has 3 exons. Gene Ontology annotation, molecular function: guanyl-nucleotide exchange factor activity.
AAAGUCCCUUUACAGAAUCCUCCUAUUAAGUGGGCUGAAGGACAUAAGGGAGUAUUUAAUAUUGAAGUGCAAGCUGUUUCCUCCGUUCACACCCAGGACAACCACCUGGAGAAGUUCUUCACUCUCUGCCACUCCUUGGAGAGCCAGGUGACCUUCCCCAUCCGCGUGCUGGACCAGAAGAUCAGUGAGACGACGCUGGAGCAUGAGCUGAAGCUCAGCAUCAUCUGGCUCAACUCCUCCCGCCUGGAGCCCCUCGUGCUCUUCCUGCACCUGGUGCUGGACAAGCUCUUCCAGCUGUCCGUGCAGCCCAUGGUCAUCGCCGGCCAGACAGCCAACUUCUCCCAGUUUGCCUUUGAGUCCGUGGUGGCCAUCGCCAACAGUCUGCACAACAGCAAGGACCUGAGCAAAGACCAGCACGGGAGGAACUGCCUGCUGGCCUCCUACGUGCACUAUGUCUUCCGCCUGCCCGAGCUGCAGAAGGACCUGCCCAAGUCAG